Frankliniella occidentalis (western flower thrips) is the source of this 9261-nucleotide messenger RNA. RefSeq names its product zinc finger protein 865. The record is from RefSeq and is a predicted model, not a curated record. The transcript is spliced from 4 exons. Gene Ontology annotation, biological process: regulation of transcription by RNA polymerase II. Bases 546 to 3782 code for a protein of 1078 amino acids. NCBI's taxonomy places the organism in Eukaryota, Metazoa, Arthropoda, Insecta, Thysanoptera, Thripidae. Gene Ontology annotation, molecular function: protein binding. Gene Ontology annotation, cellular component: nucleus.
GCCAAGUGGGCGCCCGUGCAGCCUUUAUCGCCCGGCCGGGCAGGCUGGGCAGGCUGCUGCUCUGCCAAAUUUCCUUCUUUCUUGUCGUUGAAGUUUUGGGAGAGCGGAGAGUGGCGCGCCCCAUUGUUGGAAAGAGAGAGAGAGAAACUGUUAUUGACUUAGGCUGUGAAGAGAAGUUGUUCGCAUACUCGCGUUUUUAUCGCCGCUUUCGUGAAUGAGGGCGUACAGUCAUUUUUUGACGGCGUUUUCUCACUGUUUGAUUACUCUUGUUUUUAAUUGCUGUGCCACUACAAUAGUUGGCCGCCUUGCAUCCUGGGAGCAGCCAGCAGUUUCGGAGCUGCGCGGCUCUGCUGCAGUGUGCGGGUGUGUGUAUGUGUGUGCGUGUGUGUGUUCCUUCAAAUCUCCUCAAAGCUGGCCGCUGCUGACGUAGCUGGCUACGUUAUUCGCUGCCUCCUAAACGCAGUAUCUCUCGCCUCGGCGGCUCCCAGCCGCAGCGGCGGCGCCCGGUUACACUCUCCUCUGUGUGCUGGGUGAGAAGACUAGACAUGGGCAGUGGGGAGCACUACUGUCUGAGGUGGAACAAUCAUCAGAGCAACCUUCUCGGCGUAUUCAGUCAGCUCCUGGAGGACGGGUCGCUUGUGGACGUGACGCUGGCUUGCGCCGAGGAGGGCCACUCGAUCCGUGCGCACAAGGUGGUGCUCUCGGCCUGCUCGUCCUACUUCCAGACGCUGUUCAUCGCGCACCCCGCUCGCCACCCCAUCGUCAUCCUCAAGGACGUGUGCUUCCGGGAGCUGCGGACGCUCGUCGAGUUCAUGUACAAAGGGGAGGUGAAUGUGGAGUACUGCCGCCUGUCCGCGCUCCUCAAGACGGCCGAGAGCCUCAAGGUGAAGGGGCUGGCCGAGAUGACCAACCUGGACAAGUCGCACGAGAAGGAGGCGGAGCGGGAUAGGGACCGGGACAGGGACCGCGACCGGGAUCGCGACAAAGAGCACGACGACAAGGAUAGAGACCAAGAGAGGGAACGGGAAAGAGAGAGGGAACGGGAUAGGGAUAGAGAUAGGGAACGGGAACGGGAGAGAGAACGAGAAAGAGACAGAGAUAGAGAAAGAGACAGAGAAAGGGAACGGGAAAGAGAAAGAGAACGUGAUAGAGAUAGGGAAGACAAGGACCGGAGAAGAGAUCGCAGUGAUCAGCAAGACCGUGAAGUGAACAGAGAAGACGAUGUGCGGCAACCCCAGCCGCCGCCACCUCAGGAGCACCCCCAGAGUUUAGUACAAAGGCACAGGCAGAGUCCGUCCGUCUCGUCGCCCAGCCCCCUACCGCUGUCAGCGCCGCCCAGGAGCUCCGCCAACGGCGUCAGCCUCCUGGAGCCGGGGGAGCUGCUGCUGGGCCUACACGGUGGCGUGCACCCCCACCCGGGCGUCCACGUGCCGCUGCUGGCGCACCCCAUGCCGCUACCGCUGCCGCUAACGCACCACCACUCGCGGCUCCUCAACAGCAGCCCGGACUCGCCGCCGCUGCCCGCCCCCGCGCUGCCGCCGCCCCCGCGGCCGCCGUCACACAGCCGCAGCCUCUCGCCGUCGUCGGGCAUGUCGGGCCCGCCCAGCAAGCGGAUAGCGCGGCCACUGUCCAGGAUGGAAUCCAGGAUGGACCACUCGAGGGUGGAGUCCCGGAUAGACCACCUCCGGCGCGGGGACUCGAGCCCGGACUACGACUGCCACGACCCGGACCCUGGCGGGCCCGCGGACGCCGACUGCUCGGCGGACGAGGCCGACAUGAUGGCGGGGUCCCCGCUUAGCACCUGCAGCGGCGAGCCCAGCGACAUGACCAUGGCCACCAACCUGAGCAACCCGAGCAACAGCGGCAGCAGCAGUGCCAACAUCAACAAUAACAACAACAACAACGGCAUCCCGGCCACGUUGGCGGGGUGCUCGGGCUGCCCACCCGGGGUGUGCGGCCUGCCCUCGUCACCACUCUCACUAGUCCAACCACCCUGCUCGUCCGCCGCGAGCAGCCGCCUCACCUCUCCCCUCGGAACGCCCCUCGGCACGCCCCUGGGAACGCCCCUCGGCCUAGCAGGGAGCCCCAUCCCUGGGCCGUCCGGCCUGCCGCCCGUGCAGCAAGUGCCACUGUCUCUGAAAAAGGAAGUGGAUUGGGACAGAGGAGACCGAGACGACAAGAGCGCCACGAGUGAAAGCCCGUCAGACUACAGCCGGCAUCCGCCCGAUUCGGACUCGCUGUACGUCGGGCCGUGCACCUCCAGCUCGCGAGCGCGGCCCGGUGAGUCGCAGCCCAGCAGCCGCUCCUCUACGCCGUUCCAGUUCCCUUUUCCGACGUUCGGCACCGCCUUCAGCCCGUGGGGCGGGCCCAUCCCUCCGCCCGGGCCGGGCCCUGGAGGCCAUGGGGGUCCGGGGGCGCCUCCUGGGGGUCCCCCUGGCCCUCCAGGCCCCGGGGGCCCGAUCCUGUCGCUGCUCCAGCACCCCACUCUGUUGACGUCGCCUCCGCUGGACCUCCGCGGGGACGACGUGAGCGGCACGCCGGCGGGGUCGGCCGGGCCAUCUGUACGCUGCAUCAUCUGCCUGGCCAACUUCCCGUCGCCCUGGCUGCUGGAGCAGCACAUGGCACUGCAGCACGCGGCCUACACCAGUAAGUACCCGUCACUGGCCGCGCUCAGCGACAGCGGCAGCGAGGCGGGGGGCGCCGGCGAGGAGAAGCCCUUUCGAUGCGAGGUCUGUGGGCAGAGUUACCGAUACAGGUCCGCCUACUUAAAGCACCGCGAGCAGAACCACCGUGCUCGCCUGCCCGCAGACAAGCUCUUCACGUGCGAAGUAUGCGGCAUGCAGUUUCGAUACCUCAAAUCUUUCAAGAAGCACCGGCUGAACCACGCCCUCGAGAAGCUGCGCUCGCGGUCGCCCAGCGCCGCCGAGUGCGACCCGCUGCCCCACCAGCGCGGCGCCCCGCUCGAGCCCAUCUCGUCCACCGAGUACAGCUCCAGGAUGCUGCUCAUGAUGGGCGGCCACACGACGCCGCCGCACCCCAGCGGGCGCGUCACCGCCCCGCCGACGGCCAGCCUGUCGCCCGUGGACACCGACGCCGACCAGGUGUCCAGCUCCAACGAGGCCCUGGGCCGGAGCGUGGAGCGCGCCUCGAGCGCGCCCGUCAGCAAGACGGAGCACCAAAACUUCUACAAGUUCUCCCUGGACGACUACUACUACAUGGGCAGUCGCAGCAGCGUGACGGGGGAGGCCAGGCCCGCCUCGCGGUCCGGCGCGCCGGGCAGCGGCGGCGGCGGCGGUGGCGCCAAGUCGGACACGGAGCAGGACGACACCAUUGACUCGCUGGCCUUCGCUCUCUCCAUGACGGCCAACGGCGGCGCCGACGCCUUUCGCAACUCGCAAGACAACCUGUACACCAUGCUGAGGCAGCGCGAGGAGCGGCGCUUCGCGUGCCCCUUUUGCGGCAAGUGCGUGCGCUCCAAGGAGAACCUCAAGCUGCACGUGCGCAAGCACACGGGCGAGCGGCCCUUCGUCUGCCUCUUCUGCGGCCGGGCCUUCGGCGGCAAGUCGGACCUCACGCGCCACCUGCGCAUCCACACGGGCGAGCGCCCCUACCACUGCGAGAUGUGCGGCAAGUGCUUCGCGCGCGCCGACUACCUCUCCAAGCACCUCACCACCCACAUCCACCACUCGCAGAGAGAGCGAGGCAUGCUGGCGCUCCCCCGCCCUCCGAGCAGAGCGAGCCCUGCGGCCAGCCCCGCCGGGGAGGUGGACGCCUCGUCGUAAACCCUGACGUAGAUUGAGUUCGAUUUGGGGUGCAGUAACAGCCGCCCGUCAUUUUUAUUUGAUCAGGUACAGAGUCCGGUUUUUGUGUGAUGUGCGAGACCUCUUCCUUAAACUGAUAUGUAACACAACGAACAACCAUAAUAAGAUUUCCCGUUCCCGACCCUAUUUGUAAUAUCAAAGAUGUUUUUCACUAUUAGCAAUUUUAUCGACAACUAUUUUACAUGUCUUCCUUUUAUAUGAUUAUUUAACAGAAGCUCACAAGAAGUGUGUAAUGCAAGGUUGCACACCCAACUUUCAUUUCAUUACACCGUAAGAGAAAGUUCGUUCGCAAUGUAUUCAUUGCCUCAUUCAUUUUUAUUAAGUAAUCUAAAUAUUAUUUUUAUGGAUUUCACAGUACAAACAAUUUAAUACUGCCGUGUAUAACUAGGAUUAAUAGAGUACACAGGUAAAUCUUCUGAAAUGCGUUGCCUCCAUAGCAAUUUUUUCGCCAUCGGUGCCGAAAUGAAUGGCCCGUACAACGGGCGUAAAGCAGACUUAGUUCAGUAAAGCUGUCCCCAAGAUGAGCGUUUCACGAGGAGACGCUGAUGGCGCCGGCUGCGCGCCGGGUAGGCCGGCCCGCCAAGCUGCCGUGUGAAGGCGGCGGCCCGCCCAGCGCGCCCGAAUGUCGAGAGAACGUUUUGUCCAACGUGCAACGUGCAACGUGCAACGUGCCCUCGCAUCACCUCGAGGGACAUUCAUUUUGGGGGCACCUUUAGUUCGGGCUGUCGCUUAGCCGGCACAGUCGACAAAACUACGAGUACAUUGAUACAGGGAUGUGUAUAUGGAGACGAGCAUCGUCAGAAGGUCCACACAUGCUGUUUCUUGCCGGCUCUCGGUGAUCUUACUGUGUAUCCUCUAAGAAUAAUAAGCAAUAGAUGCAAAACUGUAACAUUUUAUCUGGGAGCUGAAGCAAGUUUUUGGCAUUUUGAACUACUUCUCGUUUUCAGGCUAUAAGGCUCAUUUGCCAUUUUUGCUCAGCUCAAGCUCACAAACAUAAUACCUCAUUUACUCCUUAGGAAAGUUGUGUGUUUAACUGCCUAGAAGAGGGAUUCCAGAUUGAUGAGAAUAGCGCGUGUUGUCGCCAUAAUAAUGUCUGAAUUUCUUGCUCAGAAGUAUUUUAUCUGUUGUCAGUAAUCACUAAGGGAGUGUGAUAUAUUUAUUGAUCAGUCCUUUUGACUAAUUAGUAGGUAUAAAAAUCAUGUAUGGGCAUUUAUGUCAUGUGGCAUGUUUUUUGAUGCAACUUUUGCUAAGAUACAACUGUCUGUUAUUUCAUAUAUGUGAUUAUGUAUUAUUCUGGAAAGAUGCUUCCGUGGACCCUCUUCGCAAUAAAUACUGAGUACCUACAAAUACCUCAUUUUGAAAUAGAUAACAAUCAAUGGUUUUUAAUAAAAAGUAUGGUUAUAAUAUAUUUAGAAACCUUCGAUUCUCAGAACAGAAACUUUGUUAUUUUUGUGUAUUGAUUUUCAAUGUCAGUUUGUGAAUGGAUUUUGAGUGGAUAAAGGUUUAAGGUUGUGAUAGAAAGUGACUUAUGUAUGGGAGUAAGUAGACUGUUUUGGAUUGGUAUUUUGUGAUGAAAUGUGUAUGUGAUUUUAGGAAUGUGUAAUGGAUGGAACUAUCUGGGAGCACAGGCCUAUAUUUUAUUUUUGGAGUUAUAUAUGGCCCAGUGGCAAUGGUUGCAUAGUAAGUGGAAUAGAACGUUCUUUUGUACUGAAGCGGUUUUAAAGUCUCUUAUAGAUCUGAUACUUCAAAUGCAAUGACCAACAAUUUAUUGUGUUUUGAAAAAUUUUGUUUGUGCUAGUUGUUUAUGUGUGUAGUUAAUCCCAAUGCCAAGUUUGUGUCCUUGAUGGGAUCCAUGAACAGACAUUAGCUGUCAUGGAAAUCUUUGCCAUGCUAUAUGAAGGGUGCCGUGAUAAUAUUGAAAAUAGAAUGGAGGUGGUUGUGGCUUGAAGACUGAACUCAGGAAUCAAAGAUUGAUUCCCUGCAAAUUUUUACUUAUUGGAUUGCCUUUUUCAGAUAUUUUGGUGCAAUCUAAGAGAUGAGGUACAUCGCACUAGAAGUUCUCAGACACCGUGCAAUAACUAAAUGUUGUAGUUCAUAACUUACGUGUUAUGUUUCACAUAUAUCUUUGUGUGAAUAUGUAUGUACUUACCAAUAACAUAUUUAUUUAUCUCAUCUUUUUAUUGUCUUUGUUGUUUGUUUUUAUUUAUUUAUUUAUUUAUUUAUAUUUAUUGAUUUAUUUAUUGACUUUUUAAUUUAUUUUAUUGAUCAUUAUGUUGUUUUUGUAAGCUUAGCAAAUCCAGAUGUAGGAAAUGUGUUAUUUAUUUGAAUUGUUUCAUAUUUAUAUUACAACAACCUAAACUUGUUUGUAUUAUGGUGAGAUGUAACUACUGAGAUUAUCAAAACUUUGAGGUUUAUGACAGUAAGAUACUCGGAUAUUAUUUAAAAGUUGUAUCAACAGUUCUUACUUUGCUCUGAAAAUUUAAUAGCCAGUUAUUUAUUAAGUUCUGUGUACUAUUCAAGACAUGCUGUAAAAUACUGAUCAGAGAUUAAGUUUAUUUUGUUACUUGCUAGAUGGUGUACAAAUAAUGAUAUUUGACAAGCUUCUUUUAGAAUGGCAAAUGUGUUAUUUUGUCUUUCCUUUCUUUUCUUUAAUGCAUUGUGCAAGACUUAUCGUUCCAAUGCAGCUGACAGUUACCUGAUGUGAUAAACGCUUAAUCAUAACAUACUGUGUGGAAAUUCCAUGACCCUGGUGGAGACUUGUUAAGGCUGAUGGAAAUUAUUAGGCGUAAGGAAAUACUGAUAUGUGAUAAGUUGUUAGCAGUUGUCAAGCAGGUGUGUAUGGUUGUAGGUAGGGGUGUUGUAUUAGUGUGGUAAGAUACAGUUUGCCAACUGAGUGGAAUUUCUUUUUCUUUUUGAUAGAUCGUGAUGAUGUGUCUGUGACCUACCACUAGGGACUAGGAAUAUUUCCACCUCUAUUCAGUCUUGAAAGUUAGAUUAAUGGUUUGGCUGUCUUGUCGGAACUGGAAGCUCUUUGUGUCGACUCAUAACUGUUGUGAUAUACCACAUGCUUGUUUUAUCUAUUCUUAUUUCUAAUUGAAAGUGUCUGAUUAAUAAUGAUAACAAUUACUAUUCAUUUUCUUUUUUGAUCAUGUUUAUAUUUGUGUUGAUUUAUGCACGCAGACAGUAAAUAUUUAUGUGUUGAGCAGAUAAAAUAUGAGCACCUAAAUAGGUAUGUUUUGUAUGUUGUAAUGUAUAAAUAUUCCCUUUAUAAGAGAAAUGGCAGUGUAAGAAUACCUCUGUGAAUUUUUUUUAAACGCAGAUUUAUGUACCUACUAUUUUUAAGUUAGUUCAAUUGUACAGCGAUUAUGUGAUGCAUUAAUGCCUCGAAUUUAUCUCCUAUCUGAAUAUGGUAUAAUUUGUUAGCUUCUUAUGUUCAGAGUGUCCUUUGUAUGGCAUAGAGUUAAUUUUGGUCUUCUUAAUUAUAGGAAUUCCAAGCAUAAUAUCUGUCAUCAUUACCUUGCUCAUUUCAUGGCGUUCUGCCUUGUGCCAAAGAUUGUUACCAGCUCUCUCUUAAGAGUAGAUUUUUCUGUUUUGGGCCUUUGCUGUUCUAAGCUAUCAAUUGAUAAAGAGUUUGUCUCUCUCAUUCAGGUUCAUACUCUUCUACGUGACUUUUUCAAUAUUGUCGUUUUCAUGGUGCUAUUGUGUGUAUAGUUCCAGUAAGGUCCAAAAGAAAAUUAUUUAAAGUUUACUGACAUAAAUUUGAGGCAUUAAAUUCCUAUAAUAAUUUCAUCAAUCUCAUGUCCUAGGAGUUACCGAAUAAUGUCUUGAAUAGUUUUCUGCAUGAAAACCUCAAGAUCUGGCAGCCUUCCUCUCCUUCUCCUGAAAGAAAACUCAUUUGCCUCAUUCAUUAGUAUUUAAAGCCAUUAAAUGUCUUUCAUUUUUUUCUAUUGGAUGUUGUAGUGUUCUUGUCAAUAACUUCCCUCCAAUCUUAUACAGAUCUCGUUCCAAAUCGUUUUUCAAUGUACUUAAUUGUAACGUUCAUGAUGUAGAUUUUUGCUAUAAAGCUCUCUUUUCCUGUGUAGGAUUCAUGACAGUACAUUGUUUGAAAACCAGCUUUUUCUUAAUGAAUCGUUUUCAUCAGCUGUAGCUGUACUGCUUACAUGCCUCUGAUUUGAACAUGACAGUUUUUUUUUAUGAAGGUCAAUUCAUGUCAAUUUUUUGUGAUUCAUACUAGUAGUACAUUAAUAUUUGUUCCUUAUCAAACAAUCAAUUUCAAAUUUAAAAAGGUAGAUUAUGGUGAGUUUAAGUGGCAGCUGUCAGCUGUUGUGGUAGAUUCCUAUUGUAACCAACACAACAAUUUCCAGGAUGCAGGCCAUUGGUCUAGUGGUUAACUUUAAUGCAUUCCGUUCAAGCUGUACAGAUGAUGCUUGUAGAACAUAUAUGUUCAUCAUUUCAUGAUCCAUUUCAAAAAUAAAUUGAAACAUUUGUAAAUCUGAAAUUUGUUUUGGCUUCUUAUUGGAUCUAAAAAUAUGACAAGCAUUGUGCUCUAAGUAGUUUUUUCUUCCAAUAUUUAUUUUGAAAGAGUUCUUCAAAUGACACGGAGACGACAACAAACUCUCCCAAAACUUUUUAACAAGCUCACACAAGGUUCCUUUUCCCCUCAUCAACCCAGCGAUUUUGUGAUUUUCUCAGACCCUUAGAAUUAAAUAUAUGGAUAUUUUGUUGUUUCUUUUUUGUGAUAUGGCCCACCCAGAAUCAUCAAAUUAACUGAGAUUCUAUUAAUUAAUAAGCUUAAAGUUGUAGAAAGCAUUAUGCGCAAAGCAUUUGUUUCUACUUAAGAAUCAUAAAAUACAGAAAUGAAAUCUUUCCUCUGGAAUGUUUAAGUUUCAAAUACCAAUGAGCUAAAAUGCAUGGCCUUAUGUAACUGAUAUACGUACAUUUUUAUAGUGUUGGUCCUUGAGCCUUUCAUCAGUGUAAAAGUUAAAUGAGGUGUGUGCUGCUCAAUAUACCUGUUGGCUAUAAUCAUUCAGAAGUUCAGUAAAUUUAUAAGCCUCUUCUUUCCCUGUUUCCUUUUCUUUUAUAGUUAUUGAAAGUGUGUUCUAGUAAUGUAAUAUUUAUCAUGUGCUCACAGACGAUUUUUGAGUACAUUUCAGCUACCUCAUAUUGAUCUAAACUCAAACUCAAUUUUGUAUGACGAUAGUUGUAACAUGAUUUGUGUUCAAUGAUGUCAAGGAUAAUAUUGUAUUUGCCCCUUUUGCCUGUCAUUUGCCUUGCUCACCAACCUCUCUAUUCCUAUUUCUCUUCCUAUGCACGCAAAACUCCUCUGUUGCUUCAUUUUUCUAGUGAACUUCUUUGUAACAUUAUUAUGUUGUCACUCAAAAUUGAAUGUGAAAUUGUGAAUAUUUGGAAAAUAUUAAAGCUCACCGAUCGUCCAAAGUAA